GGGGCGCGGCCAGGAUCGGGGGCGGGGCCAGGACGCGGCAUCCAGGAGAGGACGCGGCGGGAGGCGGGCUUCGCUGGUUGCCAGGAGAACCCGCGACAACAAAAGACGCGGGCGGCGGCUGCGCGGUGUGGCAGAGCGAAGCUGAGGAGUCCGGCGCUCGCCGCCAGGGGCCUGGGCUGUCCCGAGCCGGAAUCCAGAUCUUACAUAAGAUGGAAGUCUCUCACACUAGAUACUGAACAUUAAAUAGAAAAUCUAUUUAGUAAAAUCUAAGUUGCCAUGGAAGAAAUACCAGUAAAAGUUGCUGUAAGAAUUAGACCUCUGCUUUGCAAAGAAGUUCUUCAUAAUCAUCAAGUUUGUGUGAGAGUUAUUCCAAACAGCCAGCAAGUUAUCAUUGGGAGAGAUAGAGUCUUCACUUUUGAUUUUGUUUUUGGCAAAAAUUCCACUCAAGAUGAAGUUUAUAAUACAUGUAUAAAGCCCCUAGUGUUGUCACUCAUUGAGGGGUAUAAUGCAACUGUUUUUGCCUAUGGACAAACUGGAUCUGGGAAGACAUACACCAUUGGAGGAGGCCAUAUUGCUUCAGUUGUGGAGGGCCAAAAGGGUAUCAUUCCUCGAGCUAUUCAAGAAAUAUUUCAAAGCAUCUCUGAACAUCCUAGCAUUGACUUUAAUGUGAAAGUAUCUUAUAUAGAAGUGUACAAGGAAGACCUAAGAGAUCUUCUAGAAUUGGAGACAUCCAUGAAGGAUCUUCACAUCCGAGAAGAUGAAAAAGGAAACACAGUGAUUGUUGGGGCCAAGGAAUGCCAUGUGGAGAGUGCAGAUGAAGUGAUGAGUCUUUUGGAGAUGGGGAAUGCAGCCAGACAUACAGGUACCACUCAAAUGAAUGAGCACUCCAGCAGAUCACAUGCAAUUUUUACAAUCAGCAUUUGUCAAGUUCAUAAAAAUAUGGAGGCAGCUGAAGAUGGAUCAUGGUAUUCCCCUCGGCAUAUUGUCUCAAAGUUCCACUUUGUGGAUUUGGCAGGAUCAGAAAGAGUAACCAAAACGGGGAAUACUGGUGAACGGUUCAAAGAAUCCAUUCAAAUCAAUAGUGGAUUGCUGGCUUUAGGAAAUGUAAUAAGCGCUCUUGGGGACCCACGCAGGAAGAGUUCGCAUAUUCCAUAUAGGGAUGCUAAAAUUACCCGGCUUCUGAAAGAUUCUCUGGGAGGCAGUGCUAAGACUGUCAUGAUCACAUGUGUCAGCCCCUCCUCCUCGAAUUUUGAUGAGUCCUUAAAUUCUCUCAAAUAUGCCAACAGAGCACGGAACAUUAGAAACAAACCCACUGUAAACUUCAGCCCCGUGUCAGACCGUACAGAUGAAAUGGAAUUUGAGAUUAAAUUGCUUCGAGAAGCUUUGCAAAGCCAGCAGGCUGGUGUCAGCCAAACUAGCCAGAUCCAUCGAGAAGGGAGUCCUGAUACAAAUAGGAUUCAUUCUCUUGAGGAGCAAGUAGCUCAGCUUCAAGGAGAAUGUCUGGGUUACCAAUGUUGUGUAGAAGAAGCCUUUACCUUCCUCGUUGACCUAAAAGAUACUGUCAGACUAAACCAAAAGCAGCAACACAAACUGCAGGAGUGGUUUAACAUGAUCCAAGAGGUCAGGAAGGCUGUCCUCACCUCAUUUCGAGGAAUCAGAGGCACUGCAAGUCUGGAAGAAGGACCACAGCAUGUUACAGUUCUCCAGCUGAAGAGAGAGCUUAAGAAAUGCCAGUGUGCACUUGCUGCUGAUGAAGUAGUAUUUAAUCAGAAGGAACUGGAGGUUAAGGAACUGAAGAAUCAAGUGCAGAUGAUGGUACAGGAAAACAAAGGGCAUGCUGUAUCUUUGAAAGAAGCACAAAAAGUGAAUAGACUGCAGAAUGAAAAAAUAAUAGAACAACAACUUCUUGUGGAUCAACUGAGUGAAGAACUAACAAAACUUAACCCAUCAGUGACUUCUUCAGCUAAAGAACAUUGUGGAGAUGGGCCAGAUGCCAGGAUCCCUGAAAGGAGACCAUAUACUGUACCAUUUGAUACUCAUUUGGGGCAUUAUGUUUAUAUCCCAUCAAGACAAGAUUCCAGGAAGGUCCACACAAGUCCGCCUAUGUACUCUCUGGAUCGAAUAUUUGCUGGAUUUCGAACACGAAGUCAGAUGCUGUUGGGUCACAUAGAAGAACAAGAUGAGGUCCUCCACUGCCAAUUUUCUGAUAACAGUGAUGAUGAAGAAUCAGAAGGCCAAGAGAAAUCUGAAACUAGAUGUAGAAGUUGUUCAUGGAUUCAGAAGCCAGACUCUGUUUGUUCCCUUGUUGAAUUGAGUGAUACUCAGGAUGAAACACCAAAUUUGGAGAAUGAAGGUUUAAAGAUUGAUUGUCUCCAGGAGAGUCAAGAAUUGAAUUUGCAAAAAUUAAAGAAUUCAGAACGCAUACUUACUGAAGCUAAACAAAGAAUGAGAGAACUUACAAUUAACAUCAAGAUGAAGGAAGAUCUGAUUAAAGAAUUAAUAAAAACAGGUAAUGAUGCCAAGUCUGUAAGCAAGCAGUAUUCUUUGAAAGUAACAAAGCUAGAGCAUGAUGCAGAACAGGCAAAAGUCGAACUAACUGAAACACAAAAGCAGCUACAGGAGCUGGAAAACAAAGAUCUUUCUGAUGUUGCAAUGAAGGUAAAAUUACAGAAAGAGUUUCGUAAAAAGAUGGAUGCUGCAAAGCUGAGAGUUCAGGUCUUACAGAAGAAGCAACAAGAUAGUAAGAAACUGGCAUCACUGUCAAUCCAAAAUGAGAAACGUGCUAAUGAACUAGAGCAGAGUGUAGAUCACAUGAAGUAUCAAAAGAUACAGCUACAAAGAAAACUACGAGAAGAAAAUGAAAAAAGGAAGCAACUGGAUGCAGUAAUUAAGCGGGACCAGCAAAAAAUCAAAGAACUACAAUUAAAAACAGGACAGGAAGAAGGUCUAAAACUGAAAGCUGAGGACCUUGAUGCAUGUAACUUGAAAAGGAGAAAAGGUUCGUUUGGAAGUAUAGACCAUCUCCAGAAAUUGGAUGAGCAAAAGAAAUGGUUAGAUGAAGAAAUAGAGAAAGUUUUGAACCAACGCCAAGAAUUAGAGGAGCUGGAAGAAGACUUAAAGAAACGGGAGGCCAUAGUUUCUAAGAAGGAGGCUCUGUUACAGGAGAAGAGUCACCUGGAAAAUAAGAAAUUAAGAUCUAGUCAGGCCUUAAACACAGAUAGUUUGAAAAUAUCAACUCGCCUGAACUUAAUGGAACAAGAGUUGUCUGAAAAGAAUGUGCAGCUCCAGACCAGUACAGCUGAGGAGAAAACAAAGAUUUCAGAACAAGUUGAAGUCCUCCAGAAAGAAAAGGAUCAGCUCCAGAAACGAAGACACAGUGUGGAUGAAAAACUUAAAAAUGGUAGAGUGUUAUCACCUCAAGAAGAACAUAUUCUUUUCCAACUUGAAGAAGGGAUUGAAGCUUUGGAAGCUGCAAUUGAAUACAAGAAUGAAAGUAUCCAGAAUCGCCAGAAGUCACUUAGAGCAUCAUUACAUAAUCUCUCUCGUAGUGAAGCAAAUGUCUUGGAAAAACUAGCUUGCCUGAGUCCUGUUGAGAUUAGAGCUAUUCUUUUCAGAUAUUUCAAUAAGGUGGUGAAUUUGCGAGAAGCUGAACGGAAACAACAGUUAUAUAAUGAAGAAAUGAAAAUGAAAGUUCUGGAACGGGAUAAUAUGGUUCGUGAAUUAGAAUCUGCACUGGACCAUCUAAAAUUGCAGUGUGACCGGAGACUGACUCUCCAGCAAAAGGAACACGAACAAAAGAUGCAGUUGCUGUUACAUCAUUUCAAAGAACAAGAUGGAGAAGGCAUUAUGGAAACUUUCAAAACAUAUGAAGAUAAAAUCCAGCAGUUGGAAAAAGAUCUUUAUUUCUAUAAGAAAACCAGCCGAGAUCAUAAGAAGAAACUUAAGGAACUGGUAGGGGAAGCAGUUCGGCGGCAACUAGCACAAUCAGAGUAUCAUGAGCCUGGAGAUGGAGUCCUGAAGCCAGAAGAAGGAGGCAUGCUUUCAGCAGAAUUAAAAUGGGCAUCCAGACCUGAAAGUAUGAAAUUAAGUGGAAGAGAAAGAGAAAUGGACAGUUCAGCAAGCAGCUUAAGAACACAGCCAAAUCCUCAAAAGCUCUGGGAAGAUAUCCCAGAAUUACCUCCAAUUCAUAGUUCUUUAGCACCCCCCAGUGGGCAUAUGUUAGGUAAUGAGAAUAAAACAGAAAUAGAUGAUAAUCAGUUUACAAAAUCUCACAAUCGACUGUCAUCCCAAAUUAAGGUUGUGGGAAAUGUGGGACAACUUCAUGGUGUUACACCUGUAAAACUGUGUCGAAAAGAAUUACGUCAGAUUUCCACCUUGGAACUAUCAUUGCGACGUUCCAGUCUUGGAGUUGGCAUUGGAUCAAUGGCUGCUGAUUCCAUCGAAGUAUCUAGGAAACCAAGGGACUUAAAAACUUAGACAUUUAAUAAUAGAACUUUUAGUAGAUAUGUAAAAAGAUUCCUUUUUCUAACCUGUUAAAAACUAAAGCUCAAGUUCACUACCUCUUUCCUUAGAAUAAAGGAAGAAGGGGAGGAAGAAAUCCCUAAUUCUUUUAUAUGCUAUAGAUGUGUACAUCUUCUAUAUAUAUUUGGGGAGUUUUAGUUUAUAUUCCCAUAGUAAUCAAACAUGUUUUCCAAUACUUGAUAACAUUUAAAUAUUUACAUUUAUAAAUACGCUUAAAUGUUUUGCCAGGCAUAUUUGAAGAAUAAAACGAGUAAUAGACUAAAAUAUCUAUCAAGUAUGUAUUAUUAUAUAAUAUAAAGUACAUUAUAUUAUAAAAGUAUGUUACAGUAUAACUAUAUUAUUGUUAUUCUCAAAUACAAGUACAUUGUUAUUUUUUAAAAGAUCCAGCUAAAUCUUGCUUUUGUCAGAGGGAGUCACCUGCUGCAUAUGUGGGCUAAGACAACCUCUCAGCUUUAUGGAUUGAGGCUCAUUUACAGUCCUCAGAGCUCACACAAAUGGUCAGUCUUGACUUUUUAAAUAUGCUCACUGUUCUGUUUCUGGAAUUUUUUUGGAUUUUUAAAAAUUUAUAAUGCUAUCUUUUUUGUUUGCUAAUAUUAUGCAGUGUAAGUUUUCAUGUCUUUCCUGCGCUAUACACUCAAUGUAUCUCUCAUUAUGUUACUAAAAUUGGGAGAAAUGGAUGCUGUUCCAUGGAACACAGAAAUUAUAGAAUAAAAUGAAAGCAUUCUAACAUUUCAAGAGAAAGAACACUGGUUAUGACAUCUCUGGUCACAUGGAGUAUGUCUGUAAAGCUUGAAGUCUUGCUAAAGCAUCUUUAAUGAUUUGAUGGGCUUAAGUCUGAUAUUUUUUUCUGUUACCUCCUUAGUCAGGCUUUGCACACCAGCCAAACUACAUUGGGGCUGUAAAUAUGUCAAUGAAAUCUUUACUAAAAUCUCCAAGUUUUUCUGGUGAAAAUUUUAUUAUAUAAUGUACAAUUUAGUUUGGAAUUAAGAACUAAACAGUUUGCACACCAAAUGUAGUUUGUACUUUUUAACCAUAUUUUUUCAGUUAUAGGAAACAUCCAUUGUAAUGAUCUGAGGAAUUAUUUUGUUACUUAUGUUGUUCUUUGUUACUUUUCCAAAACACUUGUAAACCGAAGUUGAGUUUCUUAAACUAAUUAAUGUUUGGUUGGGGGCUAUAGCAAAACCAUCCUGACAUGGAUGCUUACUCAGAGUCACCCACUUCCUUGCUGAAUCCAUUUUUUCUGAUGUAGUGCUGCUACAGACCUUAUCCUUUUGUCCUUUCCUCUGUUUCUGUGGAUUUGAUCAUCUCACAUAGGACCCAAACUGUCACCCUGUGCUCAAAGACUUAAGGCUUCCUUUCUCUCAUUGCUAGCCCCUAGGGAGUACAGUUUCUUGGUCUCCUUGCUAAAAACCAGUUCCUUUAGGAAACAAACCAAAACAAAACAAACUUAUAAAAAGGAAAAUAGUUUAUCUCUUAAGCAUGGUACUAAAAUUUAUUUAAAUUAAAUAGAUUUCUGUGGACUUACCUGGGAAUGAAACAAUUUAUAAAUAUUGGUCCAAUGAGAUACUAUUUUCUAAAUUUC
Symphalangus syndactylus (siamang) is the source of this 6103-nucleotide messenger RNA. It is a transcript of the gene KIF27, whose product is annotated as kinesin family member 27. Gene Ontology annotation, cellular component: microtubule associated complex. Gene Ontology annotation, biological process: spindle elongation; microtubule-based movement; mitotic spindle organization. The record is from RefSeq and is a predicted model, not a curated record. Gene Ontology annotation, molecular function: microtubule binding; ATP binding; microtubule motor activity. NCBI's taxonomy places the organism in Eukaryota, Metazoa, Chordata, Mammalia, Primates, Hylobatidae.